AGGAAUUCGCUACUCUAUGGGUUGGAGGCGGGUCCUGCGGACUGGUCGACAGGACCGGGCGGUGCCGGGGGCUGCAACCUGCCAGGAGAACCCCGCGCCCUCGGCUUCGGCGGAGGAGUGAAGACCCUGCGGGGAACCUAGCCUGCGCUAACCCUGGGCUGCCACCGGCCUUCCAGAACUGAGGACAUCCUCCUGUGACCGCUGCUAUGGCUUUUCCCUAUCGGUUGGACGCUCCUGAGCUGCCUGACUUCUCCAUGCUCAAAAGGCUGGCUCGAGACCAGCUCAUCUAUCUGCUGGAGCAGCUUCCUGGAAGAAAGGAUUUGUUCAUUGAGGCAGAUCUCAUGAGCCCCUUGGAUCGGAUUGCCAAUGUCUCCAUCCUGAAGCAACAUGAAGUAGACAAGCUGUACAAAGUAGAGAACAAGCCAGCCCUCAGCUACAGUGAACAAUUGUGCUUCUUGGUCAGACCCCGCAUUAAGAAUAUGCGCUACAUUGCCAAUCUUGUCAAUGCUGACAAAUUGGCUGGCCGAACUCGAAAAUACAAGGUUAUCUUUAGUCCUCAGAAGGUGAGCUUGGAUCCUAGAAGGGGUGAUAUGAAGUUUUAUGCAUGUGAGAUGGUGCUUGAGGAAGAGGGAAUCUAUGGAGACGUGAGCUGUGACGAAUGGGCUUUCUCCCUACUGCCUCUUGAUGUGGAUCUGCUGAGCAUGGAGCUGCCUGAAUUUUUCAGAGACUACUUCUUGGAAGGUGAUCAGCGUUGGAUCAACACCGUGGCUCAGGCUUUGCAUCUUCUUAGUACUCUCUAUGGACCCUUUCCAAACUGCUAUGGGAUUGGCAGAUGUGCUAAGAUGUCAUAUGAUCUGUGGAGGAAACUAGAAGAGGAGGAGGACAGUGAAACCAAAGGUCGAAGACCAGAGAUUGGACACAUCUUUCUCUUAGACAGAGACAUGGACUUUGUGACAGCACUUUGCUCCCAAGUGGUUUACGAGGGCCUAGUAGAUGACACCUUUCGAAUCAAGUGUGGGAGUGUCGACUUUGGUCCAGAAGUUACAUCCUCUGACAAGAGCCUGAAGGUGCUACUGAAUGCCGAGGACAAGGUGUUCAGUGAGAUCCGGAAUGAGCACUUCUCCAAUGUUUUUGGCUUCUUAAGCCAGAAAGCCCGGAACUUGCAAGCCCAGUAUGAUCGUCGGAGGGGCAUGGACAUAAAGCAGAUGAAGAACUUCGUGUCCCAGGAGCUCAAGGGACUGAAACAGGAGCACCGCCUGCUGAGUCUCCAUAUUGGGGCCUGUGAAUCAAUCAUGAAGAAGAAAACCAAGCAGGAUUUCCAGGAGCUAAUCAAGACUGAGCAUGCGCUGCUGGAAGGGUUCAACAUCCGUGAGAGCACCAACUACAUUGAAGAACACAUAGACCGGCAGGUGUCACCUAUAGAAAGCCUUCGCCUUAUGUGCCUUUUGUCCAUCACUGAGAAUGGUUUGAACCCCAAGGAUUACCGAUCCCUGAAAACACAGUAUCUGCAGAGCUAUGGCCCUGAACACCUGCUAACCUUCUCCAAUCUACGGCGAGCUGGGCUCCUAACAGAACAGGCCCCAGGGGACACCCUCACAGCAGUGGAGAGUAAAGUAAGCAAGUUGGUGACUGACAAGGCUGCAGACCUGAGGUGGAACCUAGCACAGAUCUCUUCCCCAGGAAAGAUCACUGAUGCCUUCAGUUCUCUGGCCAAGAGGAGCAAUUUUCGUGCCAUCAGCAAAAAGCUGAAUUUGAUCCCACGUGUAGAUGGCGAGUAUGACCUGAAAGUGCCCCGAGACAUGGCUUACAUCUUCAGUGGUGCCUAUGUGCCUCUGAGCUGCCGAAUUAUUGAGCAGGUGCUGGAGCGGCGAAGCUGGCAGGGCCUUGAUGAAGUGGUACGGCUGCUAAACUGCAGUGAGUUUGCAUUCACAGAUAUGGCCAAGGAAGAUAAAGCUUCCAGCGAGUCCUUGCGACUCAUCUUGGUGGUGUUCUUGGGGGGCUGCACAUUCUCAGAGAUAUCAGCCCUGCGGUUCCUUGGCAGAGAAAAAGGGUACAGAUUCAUUUUUCUGACAACAGCCAUCACAAACAGUGCUCGCCUUAUGGAGGCCAUGAGUGAAGUAAAAGCCUGAAGUUUUCCUGGCUAGUGUUGAAGUCUUUCCUGGACAUGGACCCCACUGGGAUGAUAGUGUUUGACAUCCACCUGCUAGAAAACUGGCCCCCAGCUCAGAGCUGCAGACCUUGGAACUAAUUUGGAGCUUUAGAGAACAAGUCUGAGGAGAAUUUAUGUCCUGUCCCUGGGACAUUCCUGUUUUUGUUUAUGGAGUAUAGCCCAUACUGCUAAGAUAUGAGGGGGGAGAGGUACCCCUUGUUAAAUCCUGUUCAAAUACCAUUGUAAAUAAAGCCCCUGCUUUCAAAUGUAA
Nannospalax galili (Upper Galilee mountains blind mole rat) is the source of this 2420-nucleotide messenger RNA. It is a transcript of the gene Vps33b, whose product is annotated as VPS33B late endosome and lysosome associated. The record is from RefSeq and is a predicted model, not a curated record. Gene Ontology annotation, cellular component: CORVET complex; lysosome. The transcript has 23 exons. Gene Ontology annotation, biological process: vesicle-mediated transport; intracellular protein transport. Lineage: Eukaryota; Metazoa; Chordata; Mammalia; Rodentia; Spalacidae. Bases 207 to 2129 code for a protein of 640 amino acids.